AUGGUAAGUCGGUUUUCCUUCUGCUUUUCUUGUUUUAGGCUUAAAACUGAGGAUUUGCUGGAUGUUUUGAUACAUAACUAAAGUUUAUGAUCAGUAUUGAUGUUUAAAUGACCGAAAUAUUGUAGUAUAGGAACAGUAAAAGCUGUAAGGAAGUCUACAGCUUUUAAAAAGUCAGGAGUUUUUGCUAAAAUCGGAGAAAAGACGUUAACAUUGAGUUAUGAUGUUAUGGUGUAUAUUUUGAUUCAUAGCAACUAAGAUUUUAGUCAGAUGAUGCAAAAUCUGAUAUUUUUAGAUAGCAUAGACAUUGCUUAAGCUAGUCAGAACAAUUUUAUUUGUUUCUACUUUUAAAAAUGCUGUCAAAAAUGAUUUUUUGUUACUGACACUUUGUUGUAGGUAGGAUAAGAUAAUAUCGACCAUUAAAGAGGAAUGGAUUUUGGUUAUGAAUGAUUGAUUGUUUUAGAUAGCUAAGACAUUACUGAAGAUAUUGUAAUAAGUUUAAUCAGUUUUUGAGUUUAAAAAAAUAAGAAAAAUCGAGUUUUUUGACAUCAACAUUGUAUUAGAUAAAGUAACAUAAUAUUGAUCGAAAAAGACUUAAACCUUGACCAUAUUGACUUGUUUAGACUAGAAAACGAUAGCCAAUAUUCUUGAGUUUGUUUUAAACAUUAUUUUAUUUUUAAAUAUUACCUAAUCGUUUCCAGAGAGAAGUAAUUUCAAUUCACGUCGGACAAGCUGGUGUCCAAAUCGGAAACGCCUGCUGGGAGCUGUACUGUUUGGAGCACGGAAUCCAACCUGAUGGACAGAUCCCAAGCGGAGCUCAAGCUGGAGCUGAUGACUCGUUCUCCACCUUCUUCAGCGAAACUGGCAGCGGUCGUUACGUUCCAAGAGCUGUAAUGGUCGACUUGGAGCCGACUGUCAUUGGUAAGGGGGUUUGGAGCUUAUUUGGGGAGGAAAUGAGUUGUUUGAUAAUCUAUAUGGGCAGAGUGAUAUAUUUUAAGGUUUGUGUAAAAUACGGUGUCGGAGUUUAUGACUUUAAAAGAUAUUAACCUUGGAUAAUAUAAUUUUUACCAUUUUUUUGGAAAAUAGGUGUAGUGUUUAAUUGUUUUGUUUAAAAUUUUGAUGUUAGGGAUGCUUUUGACUAAAAGUUUAAUUUUUGGUAUAUUAUCUUAGGCUUAGCUUCAAUAAAAAUUUAUUUUCAGACGAAAUCCGUACCGGCACCUACAAGCAAUUGUUCCACCCCGAACAAUUGAUCACCGGCAAGGAGGAUGCGGCCAACAACUACGCUCGUGGCCACUACACCGUCGGCAAGGAGAUCAUCGACCCCGUCCUGGACCGAGUACGUCGUACUGCCGACAACUGCACCGGCCUUCAAGGAUUCUUGAUCUUCCACUCCUUCGGUGGAGGUACCGGCUCCGGAUUCACUUCUCUGUUGAUGGAACGCUUGUCUGUUGACUACGGCAAGAAGUCCAAGUUGGAGUUCUCCAUCUAUCCAGCUCCUCAGGUCUCUACGGCCGUGGUCGAGCCAUACAACUCGGUCUUGACUACCCACACCACCUUGGAGCACUCGGACUGCGCCUUCAUGGUCGACAACGAAGCCAUCUACGACAUUUGCCGUCGCAACUUGGACGUUGAAAGACCUAGCUACACCAACCUGAACCGUCUCAUCUCUCAGGUUGUCUCUUCCAUCACUGCCUCUCUGAGAUUCGAUGGAGCCCUGAACGUUGACCUUACCGAGUUCCAAACCAACUUGGUACCAUACCCAAGAAUUCACUUCCCCUUGGCCACCUACGCCCCAGUCAUCUCGUCCGCCAAGGCCUACCACGAGUCCCACUCGGUCGGUGAAAUCACCAACGCUUGCUUCGAACCCCAGAACCAGAUGGUGAAGUGUGACCCAAGACACGGCAAGUACAUGGCUGUGUGCCUCUUGUACCGUGGUGAUGUCGUACCAAAGGAUGUGAAUGCUGCCAUUGCUACCAUCAAGACCAACAGAAGCAUCCAAUUUGUUGACUGGUGCCCAACUGGAUUCAAGGUAAGGUUUGGGGAUGGUUGAUGACCUAGAAGUUAGUAAGGAAGUAGAGGAAAAUAGGACUUUUGGACGCGUUUUGAGGGUUUAAAAUGAGAAAUGUGAGGAAAAAUGAUGAUUCAUAGUCGAUUUGGAGAGUCUGAAAAAGUGGAAGUUCAGUGGAAGAUUUGUAAUGUAUUUUGCACUUUUAUUUUCAAAAUGUCGUAAAAUGGCCUAAAAUUGACUUUUAACACUUUUUAAGAAGUGGAAUUUAGUUGGAAGAUUUGUAAUGUAUUUUGCACUGAAAAUCUUCCACUAAACUUUCACUCUCAAAAAUGGACAAAAACGUGUUUUUAGGCGAGUUUCCACUUUUUUAAAUUUGCUAAAUUUUUUGUUAUAAUACAUAUUGUAAUAGGUCGGAAUCAACUACCAACCACCAACCGUCAUCCCCAACGGUGACUUGGCCAAGGUCCCCCGUGCCGUGUGCAUGCUGUCCAACACCACCGCCAUCGCCGAAGCCUGGGCCCGCCUCGACCACAAGUUCGACCUGAUGUACGCCAAGAGAGCCUUCGUCCAUUGGUACGUCGGAGAGGGUAUGGAGGAGGGCGAGUUCUCCGAAGCCCGCGAAGACUUGGCCGCUCUCGAGAAGGACUACGAAGAAGUGGCAGUCGAUUCCAACGAUGGCGUCGCCGGCGACGAAGAAGAAUACUAA
Bursaphelenchus okinawaensis is the source of this 2711-nucleotide messenger RNA. NCBI's taxonomy places the organism in Eukaryota, Metazoa, Nematoda, Chromadorea, Rhabditida, Aphelenchoididae. The record is from the annotation of a GenBank genome assembly.